Colletotrichum orchidophilum is the source of this 180-nucleotide messenger RNA. RefSeq lists its product as uncharacterized. The transcript has a single exon. The coding region runs from base 1 to 180 and encodes 59 amino acids. Lineage: Eukaryota; Fungi; Ascomycota; Sordariomycetes; Glomerellales; Glomerellaceae. The record is from RefSeq and is a predicted model, not a curated record.
AUGGCGUACAGUACGGGUGAUUUGGGGUUUGAAUUUGCGUUUAUAUUGAGCGCUCUGCAACUGUGCUAUACUUCGUCAACCGCAAAAUACAAAAGGGCAAAGGGUUUUACGGUGGUAUCGAUUGCUAGUUGUCAAGAAAUCAUGUCUCAAGUUCCGCUUUCAUCAGCGCAUUGUUCCUGA